AAGGGGGUGAACAGAUCGGCCUCGGCUGCUUUCGCGCCGGAGGGACCGUACAUGGCGGCGGGGACAAUGGCCGGGGCGGUGGAUCUUCAGUUCAGUUCCUCCGCGAGUCUCGACAUCUUUGAGCUCGACUUUGUGUCCGACGAUCGUCAGCUGAUUUUGGCUGGCACGGUCCCCAGCUCCGAGCGCUUCAAUCGGAUUUCCUGGGGAAAGGGUCCCGCCAACUCUGAGGAGUUUCCGCUUGGCCUCAUUGCUGGUGGCCUGGUAGAUGGCAACAUUGGCCUUUGGAAUCCCAACAAUCUGAUCUGUUCUGACACUAAAAAGGGUUCUGAGACAAGUGAAAGUGCUUUGGUUGGCCAACUUUCUAAACACAGAGGGCCUGUUCGUGGAUUGGAGUUUAAUGUUCUUUCCCCAAACCUCCUUGGUUCUGGGGCUGAUGAAGGUGAAAUAUACAUAUGGGAUGUCACUAAACCAUCAGAACCAAGUCAUUUUCCUCCUCUAAAGGGUAAUGUAUCAGCUACUCAAGGUGAAAUUUCAUUUUUGUCCUGGAAUAGCAAAGUUCAGCAUAUACUGGCUUCCACUUCAUUUAAUGGAACAACUGUUGUCUGGGAUCUGAAGAAGCAAAAGCCAGUCAUAAGUUUCUCAGAUUCAAUUAAGAGCAGGUGCUCUGUCUUGCAGUGGAAUCCGGACGUUGCUACUCAGCUCGUAGUCGCUUCAGAUGAAGAUAGUUCUCCUUCUCUUAAGCUCUGGGAUAUGCGGAAUGUCAUGUCUCCGGUGAAAGAAUUCGUAGGUCACACUAAAGGUGUAAUUGCUAUGUCAUGGUGCCCCAUAGACAGCUCCUACUUGCUUACUUGUGCCAAGGAUAACCGCACCAUUUGCUGGGACACUGUGUCUGGAGAGAUUGUUGCUGAAUUGCCUGCUGGAACCAACUGGAAUUUUGAUGUACACUGGUAUUCUAAGAUUCCAGGGGUCAUAUCAGCAUCAUCGUUUGAUGGGAAAAUUGGCAUUUAUAAUAUUGAGGUUAGUUUGAUUAUUAAUGAACCUGUUUCAUGUGAAAAGAAAUCUCAAGAGUCUGAAUCUGAGGCUGAGAAGGAAACAUGGGGAUUCAUGAAGGUUAUGUUUGCUGAUGAUGGAUCUGCGAGGUCAAAGCUGCUUUCCCAUCUUGGUUUCAAUGUGUCAGCUGAACAAAAUGAUACUGCAUUGAAUAACAUCUCUGAGAAAAUAAAUGAUCUUGCUCAUGAUGAAACUACAAAUGAAGAACUUUCUGGGAACAAAGAACCAACCAUAUUUGCUGACAAUGGUGAAGAUUUCUUUAACAAUCUUCCCAGCCCCAAGGCAGAUACACCUUUGUCAACUUCAGGAAAUGAGUUCAUCACUGGUGACUCUGUUCCUGGUGUAAAAGAGUCCGAACCAGAAUUGGAUGGACAAGAAGAGAGUUCUGAACCUUCAUUUGAUGAUGCUGUUCAACGUGCUUUGGUUGUCGGGGACUAUAAGGGGGCAGUUGCACAAUGCAUUACUGCAAAUAGAAUGGCUGAUGCUUUAGUUAUUGCUCAUGUUGGUGGUGUUCCCUUAUGGGAGCGCACACGUGAUCAAUACCUCAAAACAAGUCGUUCUCCCUAUCUGAAGGUUGUUUCUGCAAUGGUUAACAAUGAUCUGAUGAGCUUAGUAAACACUAGGCCUCUGAAAUCAUGGAAGGAAACACUUGCUCUCCUCUGCACGUUUGCCCAGCAAGAAGAAUGGACUCUGUUAUGUGAUACACUUGCUUCUAGACUCAUGACUGCUGGUAAUACACUUGCUGCUACUCUUUGUUAUAUAUGUGCUGGAAAUAUUGAUAGAACAGUGGAAAUAUGGUCGAAGAGUCUGUCAACUGAACCUGAUGGGAAAUCAUAUUUGGACCUUCUUCAGGAUUUAAUGGAAAAGACAAUUGUCUUCGCUUUGGCAAUUGGGCAGAAGAGAUUCAGUGCUUCUUUGUGCAAACUAGUUGAGAAAUAUGCUGAAAUAUUAGCAAGUCAAGGUCUUUUAACUACGGCAAUGGAGUACUUGAAGCUUUUAGGGACUGAAGAAUUGUCUCCUGAACUUGCAAUCUUGCGAGAUCGUAUUACUCUUUCCACUGAAUCUGAUAAAGAGGUUGAGAAGCCUGUGACUUAUGAGAACUCCCAUUCGCAAACGGGACUUGCAUAUGAUACUGUCGAUCAAUUGAGUUAUGGCGUUGCUGAUACCUCUCAACAUUAUUAUCAGGAAACAACACCAUCUCCAAUGCAGCCAAGCGUUCCAAACAGUCAAUAUGGUGAAAAUUAUCAGCAGUCAUUUGCUUCUUCAAUUGGGAGGGGAUACAGUGCUCCUUUCCCAUAUCAACCUUCUCCACAAAAUAUACAACAGCCUAACAUAUUUGUUCCAACCCAAACGCCUGAAGUCCCCACAGGAAAUUUUCCUCCACCGCCCGCUGCUGCUCAGCCUGCUUUGAAACCCUUUGUUCCUACAAAUCUCCCUCCAUUAAGAAAUUUUGAGCAAUAUCAACAACCAACAACGUUGGGUUCACAAUUAUAUCCCGGGGGUGUUAAUCGUAGUUAUCAAGCUGGACCACCUGGUGGUGCUGCAUAUGGUGCUAACACAGCUCAGGCUGUGCCAACUCCAGGACAAAAGAUGCCCCAGGUUGCGGCUCCUCCCUCAUCUAGAGGAUUCAUGUCAGUAACUAAUUCAGGGGUUCAAGGACUUGGGAUGAAUCCAGUAAAACCACCUAGUCCUACUCAAUCUGUUCCAGUACAACCACCUGUAGCUCCUGCUGCUCCCCCACCCACAGUUCAGACAGUUGAUACUUCAAAUGUACCUGCACAGCAGAAGCCUGUUAUUGCAACUUUAACAAGACUUUUCAAUGAGACAUCCGAAGCAUUGGGAGGAUCACGAGCUAAUCCAGCAAAGAAGAGGGAAAUUGAGGACAACUCGAAGAAGUUAGGUGCCUUGUUUGCGAAACUCAAUAGUGGAGACAUUUCUAAAAAUGCUGCUGAACGGCUUGUACAACUCUGUCAGGCUUUAGACAAUGGUGAUUUUAGUACUGCCCUUCAGAUCCAGGUACUUCUCACUACUAGCGACUGGGAUGAAUGCAACUUCUGGCUCGCAACUCUUAAAAGAAUGAUCAAGACAAGGCAGAACUUGAGAUAAAUUAGCCGUCCUAUUCCACAGCAAACAUUCAAAUUCCGAUUUUGGCAAUGCUUUUAGUUGUGGAAUUAUGUCAAAUUGAUCCUUUGUACACAAGAAGUGACAUCUUUAGGCCAGGUUUUUGUUUCAUUUUUAAGCUAGUUUCUUUGCCCUGUGAUCUCAUUUGGCUUUUCGGAGGCCUGGGAUUUUUGAGAGCAGUUGGAGACAAGAUCCAGGACCUCAAUAGAGCUGCAGAUUGUUUUUACAUAAUAUAUGUAGGCUUGAAAUAUAGAUACGUUUUCUGAUAGAAUAUCAUUUGUAGCUUUUUCAGAAGUGAAUUUUACCUGCGUUGAAUUGAAUGGCUUACCAAAACAUAGCUCAUCUUAUGUGAGGAGCCAAUAAUCUUGUACUCUGGUCAAUGAUUAAUCAAUAAAUUUUUUCUUGGGUUUCUUGAUA
Molecule: messenger RNA, 3588 nt
Organism: Olea europaea var. sylvestris
Lineage: Eukaryota; Viridiplantae; Streptophyta; Magnoliopsida; Lamiales; Oleaceae
Product: protein transport protein SEC31 homolog B-like
Exons: 20
Coding region: 52-3156 (1034 amino acids)
Biological process (GO): endoplasmic reticulum organization; intracellular protein transport; COPII-coated vesicle cargo loading
Cellular component (GO): COPII vesicle coat; endoplasmic reticulum exit site
Molecular function (GO): structural molecule activity; protein binding
Source: RefSeq, a predicted model, not a curated record